AUAGACUAUGAACAUGCAAUCAACAAAUUUCGUCAAAAGACUUCAGAGCUUAAAGAAAGAGUUCAAAAUUUGGAGGAUGAUUUGUCUACAAUGAGGGCUUUUGAUGAUGAAAAGGCUAGAGCUGCUGGUGCUGAAAUUUCUUUAAUGGCGAAUGUUAAAAGGGAUUUUUCUGAGUUGGUCGAGGCUCAAUUGAAUUCUAUCGAAUUGGAAUCGGCAAAAAGAAAUGUUUCUUAUUUGCGAAGUUUUAUUCCGGACAAGUUUAUGAAGGCUGGAGGUGACAACGAUUGUUUAAUUCUUUGUGUUCUUCUACCUCGUCUUUCUUCCAAAGCACUUUGCCUGUCCCAACUUUUGUUUCAAAAAUAUCCACAACCACCUGAUGGACUUAAACGUGAACAUGUUACAAUUUCACAUAAAGGGGAACAAUGGGCACAUGUUAGGCAUUUUGGUUAUCAAUUACAAAAGUUAAAUACUGUUUUACAAAAAUUUGUUGCUGUUUUCAAACAUUGUUCAUUUAAUGAUCGUCUUUCUGACCCUCUAUCUCGUCUUGCUGUACAACAAACAGAAAUUUGCCAAAGAGAACAAAAAUUGGAGGAUUACUUUAAAUUAUUAAAACAAAAUAAAUUUGACGAAAAUACUUCAAUUGAAGUGCUUGAACAAAUGGUUAAAUAUUUUGAGCGAAUUUUUUCUGCCAAUCUAAGCACAGAACCAUUUAGUGCCAAACAAGACUUGCAACACACUCUUGCUCAAAUUAAGAAGGCUUUGAUCUGGAUUAGAUUUAAUGGACAGCGUCUUCAAUAUUUCUUUUCGGAUUCAUCUACUACUUCCGACUCUCAAUCAUCGCCAACUUCAUUGACUUCCUCUUCCUUAAUGACCAAAAGUUCCAUUAAUAAUAAUGGAAAUGGGGGGACUGACAAUGUUGAAUUUAUUUCUUUUGUUGAUCAAGUUAACCAAUUAUUGGAAGAUUGUGAUAAAAUGACAAUGAGGGCAAUGAACAGAAUUCCGAAAGAAAAUGAGCUUUUAUUGCCUAAUGAGUUGAAUGAUCAAAUUUGUAUGGCUGUUGCUACUCUCGAAAAGUGUGGUUGUAUUAUAAAUCAAAUUUGCUCAAUGGCAACAUCUGAAUUGGGCACUGUAGACACUGAAGCAUUACCGUCCCAACAAAUGCUUGAUUUUGUAUUUUCUUCUGUUGAAAAAUUUGUUGGGCAAAUUGAUGGACAAAAAAGAGCUUGUGCACAAAUUUUUGAAUUAUUGGAAUCCGUCAAAGCAGUUUUACAAGGCCUUGGUGAAUCAUUAGAGAAUUCUUCAAUGGAAAUUUGUCCAAAUGAAAAUUCUAAUCAAUUUUUGAAUAAUGAUGUUUUUCCUCCACUUGUUAAUCGUGCUCAGUUGCGUAAAAAAGAUAUUGUUGAGGCUGAUAGUUUAAGAUGGCAGCUUUCAAAAAAAGAUGAUGAACUUUUAAAAUUACAAUCUACACUUAAAAGUAGAGAAGAAUCGGCCAGCAUGAUUAAAAUUCGUCUUGAUAUGGCAGAAAAGAAACUUUCAGAAAAUGAGGCCGGAACUGCUUUAAAGGCUGAAAUUCAACAACUUAAAACAAAAUGUGAACAAUUAAGUAAUGAUUUGGAGCAAAAGAAGAGUGAUUAUGAACUUAAAUUGACUCAACUUCAAUCUGAAUUGGCUGAUACACGAGCGGAACGAGAAAAAGCUCAUGAAAUGACAAGAGAAUUCUCUAAGAAGGCCCUUUUUGCGGUGAUCUCUUUUAAUAAUUUAAAGAAUCAGCAACAAACUACCUCAACUCCAAAACAACAACAAAAAAUCGCGAUAGCGGAUGACCAAAAUCUAAGUGUUAUGGAAGAAAAUUUAAGAACUCCGCUGACUUCUACAUCUUUAGCAAUAAAUAAUAAUAAUACUUUGGGCAGGAUGAAUGAAGAAAUUCGACGACUUAAUGCCUUGGAGAAGAAAAAAUCACUUACGAACGAGCCAUAUGUUUGUUCAAUUUGUGAUCAGAAAAACAACGAGCAACAAGAAUUGCAAAAUUUAUUGAAAGAAUCAGAGACUUUAAUGACUGAAUAUAAUCGUUUAUUGUUGCCUUCAAAUGCAAAUCCUACUUCAAUGGCUACUUAUUUUAAGUCAAAAGAAAAUAUGGAAUUCAAAAUUGAAAGUCUUCGUGUUCGUGUUGUUCAAUUUUGGCAGAAAUAUAGACCUUCAGAACCUCAGCCGACUAUACUUUGGCCUUUGCCGGAUAAGAUUAGACAGACGUGCGAUUUCAACAAUCAAAAUUCAGUUUUGGAAGAGUGGGAUAAACUGCUUACUCAACAGGAGGAAGCAUUUAAAGAAAAUGUGAAAAAAUUUAAAUUUCUUAAAUUUUAA
Meloidogyne enterolobii is the source of this 2361-nucleotide messenger RNA. The record is from the annotation of a GenBank genome assembly. Lineage: Eukaryota; Metazoa; Nematoda; Chromadorea; Rhabditida; Meloidogynidae.